Medioppia subpectinata is the source of this 601-nucleotide messenger RNA. Lineage: Eukaryota; Metazoa; Arthropoda; Arachnida; Sarcoptiformes; Oppiidae. The record is from the annotation of a GenBank genome assembly.
UUUGAUGUCAUUUUCAUGAGUUGUAAAAAAUUGUAUUGAGUUUAGGAUUAGUUUUUUGGGAUUAAUUGUGGAUUAAGUGCCGGAAAGUGUGUUUGCGAUGACUUUUUACCACUUUAUAAAUUGUUUAUUUCUCACAUUCACGCCAAUUGUUUUAUUAUACAAAUUUUCAUCGCUGUCAGAGUACGGCACUAUAUGGAGGACAGGUGUGGGAGUGUUGGCAUAUAUAGUGACACAAGUGUGUAAACUAGUGAUCAUAGCGGCGGUCAUCCCUCCGAACCCACUGCUAAACCAUUUGAUUGAUUUGUUGGGAAUGUAUUGGUUUUUAGUCAAUCAAAACAAGGCGUCCAUCGCUUCCGUCAAAAUACUUAGCAUAGCGUUGGGCUGGAGUUUAGGCGAAUCGAUAUUCACCCGAUUGGUUGACUUCUAUCUGAACGCGCGGUCUCUUCAGUUUGACGCGAGUCAUCUCUUGAGCGCUACCGAAGCCAACAUUCAUUUAGUGAAACCUGGCGGUCUGUGCGCUGUUGUGGCGGUGGAACAGAAGUGGCAACAAGUUGUCAAUUGUCUUAAUAAUGGCAUACUUUGUGUGUUUGUCAUCAAUUGA